AUGUCUUCGGACAGAAAGGAUGUCGCCAGUGUAUCGGGGUCCGAGGCGGCCUUGCCCGAUCCGCCUCCAAUCCAUCCCUCCUUCAUCCAGGUCGCCAAACCGUACAUGAAGGAGCAGACCAUCCAGAGAUGUAUCACGACCAUGGGCGUCGACCCUCUACGGGAGGAAUCACUCCGCCUGCAGGGCGUGACGUGGAUUGACAAUGUCCGCCGUGUACUUUGCCUACCCAUACGGACUUUCAACACGGCUGUCGUGUACUAUCACCGAUUUCGACUCGUUCGUCCAGACGAGUACCCCUACAUGGUAGCUAUGACCCUUUUUUUGCCAUCGGUCUCGCAACGAGAGCCUGACCAAAUCACGCAGGAUGCCGCAGCAGCUGCGCUGUUCACGGCCUGCAAGAUCGAGGACACGCUCAAGAAGUCCCGCGAGAUAGUGUGCGCCGCGUACAAUCUCAAACUCGCGCCGUCGGAGCACGUCUCGUCCGACAACCCGGUCUUUGAGACCCAUGCGCGCGGCAUCAUCGGACUGGAGAGACUCAUGCUUGAAGCGUCCGGCUUUGACUUCCGCACGCGUCACCCGCAGAAGACUCUGAUCAAACUUGCCCGGAAGUACGGGCUGGACCAGCAGUCGGAGGCCUCCAAAGUCGCCUAUCGCAUUGCUCAAGACCUCUACCGCACGUUCGCGCCGAUCAAGCAGACUACGUCCACAAUGGCAUUUGCGUGUCUAGAACUUGCCGGUCGUCUGCUGGACCAGCGUAUUGAGGCUGUCGACCAGGGACUGGAUUAUAAGGCCUGGAGGACGAGCCGGGAAGAAGUCAUGGAAAUGUACACGCAUAACCGAGGGUCCACGUCGGUUGGUCCUCGGUUCCCCUCAGACAGGUUCCUCAAGGUCAGGAUCCCUCUCAACCAAGAGGCAGAAGCCCAGAGUCUCCCUCGAUUCACCAACUGGGUCAACGAACGCGACACCAAACCCCCGAACGGUCUCAAGAUCAACAGCGGCAACAAGCAACCCGGUGCGACCGAAAAUGGCGACGCGCGGAUCCACCCACUGAUCCCCGUCGCCGCCAACGGAGAACGACCCAAGGCCGGCGAGAAAGUCGCGGUGCGUUUCAUGAUCGACCCCGAGUGUGCCGAUGGCGAAAAGUCGCAUGUUGCGAAGUACUUCAAGGUCGAGAUGGAGGAGUACGAGGUCGACGAAUGA
Molecule: messenger RNA, 1200 nt
Organism: Aspergillus steynii IBT 23096
Lineage: Eukaryota; Fungi; Ascomycota; Eurotiomycetes; Eurotiales; Aspergillaceae
Product: putative cyclin
Exons: 3
Coding region: 1-1200 (399 amino acids)
Biological process (GO): regulation of transcription by RNA polymerase II; positive regulation of DNA-templated transcription, elongation
Cellular component (GO): nucleus; cyclin/CDK positive transcription elongation factor complex
Molecular function (GO): cyclin-dependent protein serine/threonine kinase activator activity
Source: RefSeq, a predicted model, not a curated record